Molecule: messenger RNA, 578 nt
Organism: Bufo gargarizans (Asiatic toad)
Lineage: Eukaryota; Metazoa; Chordata; Amphibia; Anura; Bufonidae
Gene: OTOS
Product: otospiralin
Exons: 4
Coding region: 77-346 (89 amino acids)
Biological process (GO): sensory perception of sound
Source: RefSeq, a predicted model, not a curated record
UCGACACAACAGGUUAAUUUGCCUAUUGUUAUUCAUAUCAUCUCCUAUCAGAACUGAUUACCAGCAGGAGGCGACAAUGAAGCUGCUUCUUAUCGGUUUAUAUUUCUCCUGUAUCCUUCUCGGCACUUUCCUUGAUGCCAGACCUGUACACGAGGAGGACGACCCGUAUUUAGAGGCUCCGGCUCAUCCUUACUGGCCCUUCUCUACCUCGGAUUUCUGGCAGUACGUGGAGCACUUCCGCACAAUGGGUGCCUAUGAGAAUAUCAAUGACCUAGCUCGCACCUUCUUUGCUCACUACCCUAUUGGAGAUACUCUGGGAUACACGAGCCGUGACCAUGAUCAUUAGAAGCACGACAGUACUUAGCAUGGCUGUAUAUACCAAAGCUCUAUGCCCGCCUGUGUGACAGUUACAUAAAUGCCAACAUGGUGACAAGAACUUCUCAGACUGGAGGAGAUCCCUGCAUUAUUCCUGUCCUGCAGAAGGGAACGAAGAUACAGGAAUAUAUAGAAAUAUUCGCUGUAAACCCAACUCAUCUACCUAUUGUGUCAUAUUUAUAAGCAAUAAAAGAUGGCUAUGA